CUCAACUGCUUCCAGACGUGCCAAGCAUUCCACAGCUUCUGACCGCAACACAUCUGCUAAUCCAAAUUACUACACACUGCAUCGCGGUGUUUUACAGGCCCCCGGAGGCACAAGUUCUAUACCAAAAGGAUUGUAUGGCUUCAAAUUUGCUGUUAACCAAAGUUAUGAAAAUAUUUUGCUCGACCAAACUUUUUUUACAUUUCAAAGAGAAGAAUCAGGUGUCAGAAAAAAUGGAAUAACCCAACUUAUAAGCAGAUGGCGCCACCUUUUCAAAAAGUUGAAACGAAAACAAAGAAGAAGUGUUAAAGAAGUCAUCAAACCCAUAGAAGAUGUCGAUGUGGUGGUCGGACAGGAUGCUGUACUGAAGUGUGAAGUGGAUAAUCUUGGAAUCAACAAGGUCAGUUGGACGAAGCUGAAUACUAGAACUAUACUAGCAGUUAAUGAUCGGAUAACUGGUCAUAAUAACCGACUAUCAGCUUACCACAAAAACAGAAAACUCUGGAUGCUGAAAUUUAGAAACGCUCAACCUGAAGACGAGGGAUUUUACUUGUGUAGAAUUGAAACUAAGCCACCCGUUUCUGAGGUCGGGCAUAUAAAAGUUUUGGUUCCUCCGACUUUCCAGGACAAACACACAGGAGAGAUCACGGUUCAAGAAAAUAGCAACAUCGUUAUCAGCUGUAAAGCUCAAGGCAACCCUAACCCUACAGUGAAGUGGCACCGAGAAGAUUGCAGACCCUUCUUUAUUAAUAGUGAAACUGUUACGCAGUAUGUAAAGCAAGAACUCCAUUUUGAAAAGGUUCAUCGUUCUCACAUGGGUGCCUAUUUGUGUGUUGCCAGCAACGGAGUGCCACCAACCAUAAGCAGACGGACAUAUCUAAAAGUGACAUUCUCACCAACAAUAUAUGUACGUCACAACAUGGUGACAGCUCCACUUCGAAAAGACUUGGUGACGUUAGAAUGUCGUUCAGAAGCUUACCCACCAUCAACAAAUUAUUGGCUCAAGGACAACUACCUUCUAUCGAAGCUACCUAGAAAAUACGAGGAAGUUUUCGCUCGAAGUGCCACAAAAACUCAUAUGAAACUUCUUAUUAGACACGUUCAGAAAGACGACUACGGAAGUUACAGUUGUGUAGCUAGCAACAAAGAAGGAGAAGCUGAGGGUUCAGUAGAUUUUCACGAAAUUCCUGAGCAGGUCGAGAGUCCUAAUCACCUAAUGGAGGAUAUUACCAGUAGUUUCAAUAACUCGUGGGAUAUGUUUGAAGAAACUUCAAAUUACGCAACCUCUGCUCAAAACUUCCAUAAUGAAGACGAGCCUCACCACCAUUGGAAAUCCUCCCAGCAACCUGGCCCGACGUCGUCUGUGGAACGCGUUCAAAACGCAGGCUCGCCGGGCUCGAGAUCAAUCCCACUUUUCCAGCUGUUAUUUAGUUGGCUCUACCUACUCCAACGUGAACAUGUUCAACUGUAAUUACUGGAUAAAUAUCCUUAUCGACGAAUGCCGUAGCUGUGUUUCCUUUAAAUAUUUCUUACCUGUCAUAUAUACAGUGAUGGCUUUCUCUCUUAUCCAUUACUGCCUUUGUCAUCACCACUCUUUCAGCAUGUUCAACAUUCACUUUGAAUAUCAAUACAGAUGUAAUCGAUAAUUAUUGAACCAAGUUAAGUCACUGAGAACAUAAUCACUUUGGCAAGAAAGCAAAUAGAAACUGCAGGACUGAACUUGCUAAAGUAUAAAUAUAAUGGUCAUUAUAUUGUAUAUGAUGAAUUAUUUAUAAAUUUUUGCUUCCAUAAGCAGCACGAGUAUGUCAAACUACAAUGUUGAUUGUAUUUUGAUUUUAAUUUCUAUCGUCUGUGGAUUACGGAAAAACAAAUAUUAUUUUCUUACAUUUAAAAACGAUUUACACUAUAAGAAGGUAAAAUUGCUUUAAAAUGCCCUUUAAUUAACUCCAUUACUUUUACUUCAGUUAACUUUCGUCUUACUUGUAGCUUCUAACCUACUGAACAUUAACUGUUUAGAUUAUUAAUUGGUUUAAACUGAAAACAAGUGAAUGGAAAAUAUAUACGUAUGAAUAAUUUUAUCGUAUAAUGAACCGGUACUAGAGAUAUAAGCUUCAAAGCCAAAACCUCGUUGCUGUGUAUAGCAGCACUGCAUUUGUGUUUAUAAAUAAUUAUUCUCUCUUUUGUUGUGGACUGAUUAAGUAAUAGGUUGCAUUCUUCUGUGUCUGAGUAAAGUUGGAUUACAUUUAACGUCAGAGUAAUAUGGAAGGAAACAAAAUACUUUAUGUACCUUGAAAGAUAAUAUUUUUUUGUGCUUUUAUUUUCUUUUGGUCAAUAAGUGUCGAGGCUAUGUGAUGAAUAUAAGGUCAGGGUAAAGGAGGCAUAAGACUUUCUAGCGUUGUAUGUUAAUAUUCAUUAAGCUGACCUUCAAAGAACUAUAAAUGCUUUUGCUAAUCAAAUAUUACUAAAAGUUACUGAUAAUAUAUAAAUAGUUUUAUUGGUAUAUUUUGAAAUAUCUCUUAAACUACCAGACAGAACAAUCAAACAAGAAAAGAUAAGCUACCGGCAGUUAUCUUGAAAGUUAUAUUUAUUCUAUGAGCAUUUUAACACGGAAAAGUUGCUUUAUAACAUGAAGUCAACGGAUAAUUGUUCUAAAUGCUCACAAAUAUUUGUUUUAGACUAGAUACUUAAUCUUGAAAACUAAUCGGCUAAUGCACCUUACUAGCAUUUACACACUCAAGUCAGAAUGAUCACCAACAAUUUAGACUUUUCACAUAUUACUCAGCCUUAUUCAUAUACAUAUGUAUCAUUACUUGUAAUAUCAAUUUAAAAACUUUGGUUGUAUCUGUUAACAUGAACAUGAUAGGAUUGAUACAUUAUUUAAGGAACUACAUUUUUAACGUUUGAUUGUUGUUAUUUCAACUUUUAGAAACAUAAAAACAAUAUUAAAUGUAAUCAAAGCAAGUUAUUAACUAAAGAUUCACCAUCAAGUUACUGUCAAAACACUUUCAUGUAAAUGUCUAUAAGAUAUUUGUUUUACUUGUUGAUACGCUAACACUAAGAAAAGAAUAUAAUGAUGAAAUGGAGAGCUAAUAAGUCAGAUGGAAAUGUGAUUAUUGUCAUAAAUAUAUUGGAAAGUACUUGAUAUUGUUACAACUUCAAAUCCGGUCCUUUAAAACAAAAUCAAUAAACUACCUAAAAAUAAUCUGAAAAAUAGAUUGAAAACAUUAAUGCCUCGUUUACAUCUUAUAACAUUUUAUCCACAAAUAAAAUUGAAAAAUAACCACAGAACCAAAGAAAAAGGUUACUAGCUAUUUUCUAUUGUACGAAUUAAUCAAAAAGUCCCCCGUGGGUCAGCGGUAAUUUUACGGACUUACAGGCUGAAAUCCUGAGUUCAAUCCUCUGGGGUGGGCAUAGUGCGCUAAGAAAGCAUGACCAACAACAAAGUAAUUAAAAGUGAACAUUCCAUACAAAUGUGUGAACUAAACAAAAGCAUUUUUAAUGUUUACCUUUAUAAGGACGUUAAACCCACUAAACGAAAGCUUUUGGUUGAAUGAUUACCUUUAUAGGGAUGUAAAACCCAUUAAACGAAAGCGUUUAUUUGAAUGUUUACUUUUAUAAGGAUGUAAAACCCAUUAAACGAAAGCGUUUAUUUGAAUGUUUACUUUUAUAAGGACGUAAAACCCAUUAAACGAAAGCGUUUAUUUGAAUGUUUACUCUUAUAAGGACGUAAAAGUCCAGAUAUAAUGUUUAUUAAGAAGAUUUAACUAGUACAACACAUUGUUAAGUAGUAAAAACCUAAUGGCUGGGAAAAAUUGUCUUCAAGUUCUUUAUUAUUCUCUUUCCAGAAAAAAAAAACAUUUAAUAAUUCACUCACCAUUUCUAGUAGCUUAAAAAAUAAAUAAAUGGUUGGCCAUGAGAAUAUUAUACAGACUGAAUAUAACUCAAACUACUAAGUUGAUGAAUGUUUGCCGUAAUAGCAAAUAAAAUUAUUAUAUUGUUAUAAAAUACACAUCUUAGAAAAAAUUGAGUUUUUUUUUAUCGCAAAACUUUUAUUUUCGAAAUAAAUUGCGUUUCAUUAUGUCCAUUCCAUUUUCCAAACUAACAAAUUAGCAUGAUUAUAUAAUGCAAGCUUAUGUUACUGACAAACAAUCAUAUUUUGUGUCAGUAAAUCCACUGAACAGUAUUACUUUCAUGGCCAUCAAAUGGAAAAAUUUAAUCUACUUCUCAUAUAAUUGUUUAGGCAGACAUUAUCACCUCCAAAUAAUACCUUGUCUUAAACUGCGAGUAACUGAGGAAAUAAUCUUUCUUUCUGUGUUAAUUUUGAAAUCAGAUUAAUAUUAGGGUUUAUGAAUAUUAUAUUGAAACACAUUAUUUUUCCUUUACUAUAAAAACUUUGUCAAACUUUAAUUUCAAACAGAUCUCUUUCAUGUGAGACAUAUACUCCGCCAACUUUAAUUUCAUAUUUCGUUUAUUUCAUAAAGCUUUCUAUCACUACCUUAAUUUAAAAUAGAGAAUUUCAAUAUAUAAUAAAUUAUCACUAUUCAGGUCAUAUUUUGGUGCUGAAUAUAACCAUUACUUUUAUAUGCUCAAUUUCUGUCAAUUUCAACGUCCAUUUACUAAACAAGAAUCAAUUAUCGAUAUUUACUCUUGCAUCAUAUAUAAAGUACAUUAUUUGUAUCUACAGCUAAGACCUUAUAAUCCAUGGUGUAGGAGCAUGCAGUUCUUAUAUAUAUAUGUAGAUCUGUAUGUAUGUGUGAUGUUAAUUUUACAGAAAAAUAGUGGACCUGUUUUUAAAAUCAGUGUAUGUACUUGGAUCUAUUUUGAGAAUUAUAUUCAGUUAACUAACUUUUAUAACAUAAGCUAAUUACAUAAAAAAUGUAUUUACUUGUAAUAUAUAUAUAUUAUUGACAAUUACUAU
Messenger RNA from Limulus polyphemus (Atlantic horseshoe crab), 4915 nucleotides. RefSeq names its product lachesin-like. The transcript is spliced from 11 exons. NCBI's taxonomy places the organism in Eukaryota, Metazoa, Arthropoda, Merostomata, Xiphosura, Limulidae. Gene Ontology annotation, cellular component: neuron projection. The record is from RefSeq and is a predicted model, not a curated record. Bases 503 to 1468 code for a protein of 321 amino acids.